Messenger RNA from Candida tropicalis MYA-3404, 738 nucleotides. RefSeq lists its product as uncharacterized. The transcript has a single exon. The coding region runs from base 1 to 738 and encodes 245 amino acids. The record is from RefSeq and is a predicted model, not a curated record. Lineage: Eukaryota; Fungi; Ascomycota; Pichiomycetes; Serinales; Debaryomycetaceae.
AUGAUUAGAAUUUUCAGAGUCGACCACACCAAUGAGUUGUCUAAAGAUGACCCACACUUUGAAUACAUUGAUGUAACAAAAGACACCAAUAUCAAGGAAAAGUAUAUCAAUAGCAGACCAGUCAAGAAAAUGACUCCAUCUAGUAUACCAUUGUACCUUGAAAACUAUGUUGUUUGGACCAAAGAUACUUUGUUGAUGAAAUCAAUUCAUAAUGACUUGGAAAAAGAAGUUGACGAAACCGAAGUGAGCAAAGCCAUAAUUGGGUAUUAUGAACUACGUGAUGCACCUGUGGUAGUAUUCUACCUUGAUGACCAAGAAUUGGAAUUUUUGAAAUCUAGAAACAAAGCAACCAAUGUAAUAUAUGAGUUUUAUGAUCCUGACGGCCCAUGGGGAGCCUAUUCCGUGUGGUAUUUACUUCCGGGAGAAAAAGAAAUGGGCUAUUCAUUAGCACUGAGUUAUUCAUUAAGAUUGAAGGAAUUCAAAGACAGACCAAGAAUGUUUUAUUUCACGGAAAAUGAUAGGUUGUUUUGUAGUACAAUUGGGACACGUUUCUGUGUUAUUGAAGUUGAUGAAAUAUUGGAUUCUCCACAUUCUUAUUAUGACAUUGCUGAGAAAGUUUACAAGUUUUAUAUGAAGGCCGAUGCAGAUUUACAACUGUAUAGAAUACGUACUAGGAGGCUUGCCAAGUAUCUUGGAAAGCCAGUAAAGUUUUUGGGAGAGACAUUCUUGCCUGAAUGA